Messenger RNA from Pseudogymnoascus destructans, 1427 nucleotides. RefSeq lists its product as uncharacterized. The coding region runs from base 123 to 1295 and encodes 390 amino acids. Lineage: Eukaryota; Fungi; Ascomycota; Leotiomycetes; Thelebolales; Thelebolaceae. Gene Ontology annotation, molecular function: iron ion binding; C-4 methylsterol oxidase activity. Gene Ontology annotation, biological process: ergosterol biosynthetic process. The record is from RefSeq and is a predicted model, not a curated record. The transcript has 2 exons.
CUUCAACAAAAACAGCCACCUCGGUACAUUUAGGCGCCAUUGUCGGCAAACAGACCUUUAGAGUUUUCUUGAUCACAUGUUUCUUUCAUGUGGUCUUUAGCUAGAUCACAAUCAUAAACGUGAUGAACUCGAUGGCUGGUAUAUAUUUACCAACAGUAGCUAACUGUUUGGUUCAAACAUCAAAAAUUAAAACAUUUAAAACAGACUUCCAAAUACAGAGGGGGAAAAUGGCUCAAGGACCCAACCCCAAAGACUCGAUGAAGUCCACAUGGCGCACCGCCGACAAAAGCACCUGGACCUUAAAUCACCACAUCAUCAACUUUAUCAACGUAUACCCAACCUCACUAGAUAAGGCGAUCCCAGUGCAUCCCAAACAGGACAAAGUACCGCAUCUUUCGCAGUGGCCGCAGCAUGCUUGGGUGCUGUUCUAUGGCGCCAUUCCUUUGCUCCUCCACCAAGCCCUGCUCUCCCAUACGAGCAUGAAAGGGGGGCUUAGCCACCUCACUAUCUUUGCCCUCUACUUCAUGUCGUUCAAUAUCAUCGUUAUUCGCGAAGUACACGUCCUACGCCGCCUCGGCCACCUUUAUGGCUUUCUCGACGGUGAUGUACACGAGCGCGAUGGCAUACCGGACGUUGGAGUCUCCAGAAUCGCCCAAUCGCUGUACAAGACCACCGGCUCCCGCCUGGUAAUGGUUACUUGGCUGGGAUAUAACCCUAAAAUAUCCCCGAUCGAUGCCCUGAGCUCCUGGCAAUGGUGGGCCUGGCUGUCGCUCGAAAUUGGGCUGUAUGGUAUUGUCCUCGACUUCUGGUUUUAUUGGUACCACCGCGCCAUGCACGAUGUCAACGGCCUGUGGCAAUUUCACCGUACGCACCAUUUGACGAAACAUCCUAAUAUGCUCCUCUCUGCCUAUGCCGACCACGAGCAGGAGUUCUGCGAUAUGGUCGUCGUACCAUUCAUGACGUAUCUGACUUUACGUGCUAUCGGGUUGCCACUAGGGUUUUAUGAGUGGUGGGUUUGCCACCAGUAUAUUGCUUAUACAGAGGUUUUUGGACACAGUGGUCUACGGGUACAUUUGACCGCUCCGUCAACGUUGAGCUGGCUGUUGAAUAUGUUUGAUGCCGAAAUCGGAAUUGAGGAUCACGAUCUGCAUCAUCGGAAGGGCUGGAGAAAGAGUCACAACUACGGGAAACAAACUCGUCUUUGGGAUCGUAUCUUCGGCACAUGUGGUGAGAAGAUUGAGGGUGUUGAUGGCAAUGUUGAUUACGUUAAUCAGGCGCAUAUGCCUAUUUUCUAAUUAAAUCUGUUCGGGCCUAAUCGUUGGAAACGACCCCUGAAGUUUACAGGGUCGGGCGGGGUAAGCAAACGGCGUUCGCGAUCACCAAAACUUGUGUAAGUACCAUUACAUAGUAGUUUAUAUGAAAAGAGA